Molecule: messenger RNA, 839 nt
Organism: Paramecium primaurelia
Lineage: Eukaryota; Ciliophora; Oligohymenophorea; Peniculida; Parameciidae
Source: the annotation of a GenBank genome assembly
AUGAAUUCACAUAUUUAUCUGACAACACAUUAAAUACAUGAGAUGUUUGUAGAUUCCACAUAAACAUUAGGUUCACCUUCAUUUGUUCAACCAAAUUCUCCUCAUUCAAAGGAAGUAUAUGAUUUUUAAAGUAAUAAUUUAGAAAAGAUAUUUCUUUCAUGAAGAAAUUAUAAGUCCUUCAAAGAAAGAUGAAAAAUCAACUGAAAAUUAUUCUAACAGAAAAAUCAGUCAUGAUUCUAUUUUUGAUUCUAAAGUAGAAUUGAAAUUAAGUAAUUAUUACAUUUUCACAAAUUAUAGCAAAUAAUGAAUUAUGUCUUAAGAAUUUAUUAGAACAAUAAAAUAAGAAUAGAGAUAGAGAAACAAUCAUAAAAUUGUAAUAAGAACUCUUACAAUAAUCUUAAAUGAUUUUAAGUCUACAAAGUAAAUUUUGACAUCAUUUAGAUCAAAUAUAAAUUUUGAAAGAAUAAAACAAGAAACAUCAAACAAAUAUUACAUAAUUAUUCAGUUAAAUUAAAAAAUUGGAAUAAGAAAAUUAAUCAUUUUAAGAUUAACUUCUAAAAUAUAGAUUGAGUUUCUAAGAUUAAAUUAAAUAACAAUAAUAAAUAAAAAUAGAUAUGGAAAAUAUAAAAAUCAAACUAUUAAAUAAGGAUUAAAUAAUUGAAUCUUUGAAUUAGCAAUUAUUAUCCUUUAGUCAAGAUUUAAAUAAAAAUAAAGUUACUAGAAGUCCUAAUAGAGUAGUAGAGUAAAUAUUGAAUCACCAUCAUCCUUCAAUUUCAUAUAUCAAUUAUAGAAUAACAUAAUAAUAAAGAUCACAUUCUAAUAAUAUAAAGAAUUUUUGA